Emiliania huxleyi CCMP1516 is the source of this 845-nucleotide messenger RNA. RefSeq lists its product as hypothetical. Gene Ontology annotation, molecular function: ribosomal large subunit binding. Lineage: Eukaryota; Haptophyta; Isochrysidales; Noelaerhabdaceae. The record is from RefSeq and is a predicted model, not a curated record. The transcript has 4 exons. Bases 8 to 517 code for a protein of 169 amino acids. Gene Ontology annotation, biological process: negative regulation of translation; negative regulation of ribosome biogenesis.
GAUUCCUAUGUUGCGUUUAGCGGCGCGACGCGCGCUCUCCUCCUCCGCCAGCCAGUCCGCCGCCGCGUUGCCGUCCGCCCUAACGCUCAACGUGCGGCAGCCGCCUACGCAGUCAGCGUCCGACGAACUUCUUGCGCGGCUCUCCGAGGCUGAGGGCGACGCCUCCGGCCAAAAGUAUGCCGUCCGCACCCUCGCCGAGCUGCUGGUCGAGGGCCGCGGCGAGGAGGUGGCGGUGCUCGACCUGCGCGCCGUCCCCUCCAAGCCGUCCGUCGACUGGUUCCUCUUCGCCUCUGCACGGUCGCGCUCGCACAUGCGGACGCUCGCGCGCUCCGUCUCCCACUCCCUCAAGCAGAGCGGCGUGCUGAUGUUUGGUGGUCCUCCGCUCAUCGAGGGGGGCGAGUCGGACGAGUGGAUGCUCGUCGAUGGAGGCCGCGCCGUCGUCUCGGUGCUGACGCGCGAGGCGCGUCGCUCGAUCCAGCUCGAGGAUCACUGGCUCGAGCUCGGUACUCUCUUUUAAUCAUUGAUGAAUGAAUUACAGCACUGCUCACCCAGCCGAGAUGUAGCCGCGAGAGAGAGAGAGAGAGGCUCCACCUAUCUCCGCACUCACGCGGCAUGGCCCGACAGCACCGGCCCGACGGCACAUCCCAAUAACACUCCCCAGCCUCGGCCGCACCUCGGCUGCACCUCGGCCGCACCUCGGCUGCACCUCGGCCGCACCUCGGCUGCACCUCGGCCUCGCCUCGGCCUCGCCUCGGCCUCGCCUCGCCUCGGCCGUACCCUCGGGUUGUCUUUUCUCCGCCGCAGGCGCCACUGUCGCGCUACAGAUGCCGCCACCGCCGCGUGCG